CUGCUGGCAGCUGGAUCCAUCUCUGACGGGAGCCCCAGGACUCGGGUUGAUCCAGUGACAGACACGGCGAUGGCCCCAAAGGGACCCCGCCCCUUGCUCUUCCUGACCCUGGUCCUGCUGGCUGCCUGCCUGGCCCAGCUCAGCGAAAGUGCCAGCUACCGGCAGUUCCUGAACCGACAUGUUGACUUCCCCAAGAGCGGCGGUGGCAACAACCGGACCUACUGCAACCGCAUAAUGCAGCGCCGAGGGCUGACCCGCCCUGUCUGCAAAGCCACCAACACCUUCAUCCACGCCCCCACCAACCAGAUCCAGGCCAUCUGCAGGGGUGCAGGGAGAUGCCAUGGACGCAACUUCUGCGACAGUAACUCAUCCUUCCACCUCACCACCUGCCGAGUGGCACCUGGCUCCCGCCCGGGGCGCUGUGUUUAUAGGGUCAGAGUCAAGACCCGCAGGAUCCGCGUGGCCUGUAACCAGAGGCUGCCCGUGCACUUCAACAGAAUCCUGUAGACCCCAGGCUCUGGCCAUGGGCUGGGAGCAGGGGGCCCCCGUUCCCUCCGCUUUCGCUG
Chelonoidis abingdonii (Abingdon island giant tortoise) is the source of this 566-nucleotide messenger RNA. RefSeq names its product ribonuclease-like. Gene Ontology annotation, molecular function: nucleic acid binding; RNA nuclease activity. Lineage: Eukaryota; Metazoa; Chordata; Testudines; Testudinidae. The record is from RefSeq and is a predicted model, not a curated record. Gene Ontology annotation, biological process: defense response to Gram-positive bacterium.